This is a messenger RNA of Fusarium verticillioides 7600, 312 nucleotides long. RefSeq lists its product as hypothetical. Lineage: Eukaryota; Fungi; Ascomycota; Sordariomycetes; Hypocreales; Nectriaceae. The record is from RefSeq and is a predicted model, not a curated record. The transcript has a single exon. Bases 1 to 312 code for a protein of 103 amino acids.
AUGAGUUGUCAGUCUCACCUUCAGCCUCACCUCCCAGUUCUAGACAUGAUCUCGCUCGAUACUAUUCUGAGCACCGGAACUCAAACCAGUGCCCUGAGGUACCUGAAGUGUCACUUUGAUAAAGCGAGAUCGCCAUCAUGUAUCAUGUCGCAAACAGAUUUAUUCGCCCGAUACGUAUCCGGUUGGAUCUCGUACGCGUCAGACCUAUCUCAAAGACGAUCUCAGUUUCCUCAUCCCCGUCCAUAUAAGGCGGGUAUGGAACUGUUGGUAAAAGGAGGUGCUUGGCGAUACUAUGCAGGUAAUGAAACAUGA